This is a messenger RNA of Asterias rubens (European starfish), 10244 nucleotides long. Its product is annotated as histone-lysine N-methyltransferase, H3 lysine-79 specific-like. The record is from RefSeq and is a predicted model, not a curated record. Bases 104 to 6430 code for a protein of 2108 amino acids. Gene Ontology annotation, molecular function: histone H3K79 methyltransferase activity. NCBI's taxonomy places the organism in Eukaryota, Metazoa, Echinodermata, Asteroidea, Forcipulatida, Asteriidae. The transcript is spliced from 25 exons. Gene Ontology annotation, biological process: DNA damage checkpoint signaling; DNA repair; regulation of transcription regulatory region DNA binding. Gene Ontology annotation, cellular component: nucleus.
UGCGUGUAGCUUGUAGAAAGCACACAGGCCGGAAAAUAGUAUAUUUCUCUGGAAAAAUGCCGUCAAAGUAAUCAUUUUUGUGGACACGGAUCGAGUUGGCAGGAUGGACGACGACUCAGGCGAGCAAAAUGGACCGUUGGAAUUGAGGUUACACAGCCCUGCCGGAGCAGAAACUGCCGUCUACACUUGGCCUCUGCAGCACACGGAUAAGAAUGAUGGAGCAAAUGAAAUCGUCGACACAAUCAAAUGGGUCUGCGAUGAUAUACCAGAGCUUAUGGCCGCCAUGCAGCAAAAUGUACUCAAUGAUUUUGAUGCAAAAAGCUACGAAAGUAUGCAUACACUGUGUGAGAAGUAUAACAGAGCUAUCGAUGCAGUUAGACAGCUGUGGAAAGGGACAAUGUGUGUACUACCUCUGAACAAGGGAACUACCCGUGGCCAUCUGAAACACAUCAUGCAGCAGGUUUACAGCCAUGCCAUCGAUGACCCCGACAGAUUGAAUGCGUAUGAGCCAUUCUCACCAGAGGUCUAUGGUGAGACGUCCUUUGAUCUUGUGGCUCAGAUGUUAGAACAUGUUAAGAUAUCACCAGAUGACACCUUCAUUGAUCUUGGCAGUGGUGUGGGUCAAGUUGUACUUCAGGUGGCUGCCUCUGCAAAGUGUAAGUUGACGUACGGCAUAGAGAAAGCAGACGUCCCUUCAGCAUAUGGAGUGAAACUGAUGAAAGAAUUUGAGCGCUGGAUGAAAUGGUAUGGGAAGGAGUACAGUCCGUCUGAACUCCACAAAGGUGACUUUCUGUCCAGUGAGAUGAAAGAGAAAAUAGCCAAUGCCAACAUCAUCUUCGUCAACAAUUUCGCGUUUGGACCAAAUGUGGACCACAAGUUGAAGGAACGCUUUGCCAAUAUGAAAGAAGGUGCUAAGAUCGUCUCAUCUAAAGCUUUCUGCCCGCUCAACUUCAGAAUCACAGAUAGAAAUUUAAGUGAUAUUGGCAGCAUCAUGCAUGUUGUUGAGUUAUCUCCACUACGUGGGUCUGUAUCAUGGACUGGUAAACCUGUCUCUUACUACCUCCAUACUAUUGAUAGGACACUGCUUGAGAAGUAUUUUCAGCGAUUAAAAGAUCCAAAACUCAGGGAAGAAGAAUACAAGAACUGGAAGAAUAGAAAUAGACGAGGAGUAGAAUUCAACGCAGUUAAGAAUCUAGACUUCAGUAGGAAUUCCAGUGAUAGUGAGUCGCCCGUUGUUGGUCCGACGACGAGACGCAAAUGGACAGAGUGGAUUCAGAAAGACAACACAAAGGAGAACGUUGACAAGAAUUCUGAUAAGGCUUCUGAGUGUUCCGAGCCAGGCAGGAGACAGAGAAGAAGAAAAUGGAAAGAUGUAACAGAUCAACUUAAUGAGACGGAGACUAAACGCAAGAGAGGUCGCCCUCGCAAGUCAGGAAUUGGUCAGGAUGAGAUCUCAGUGACUAAGAAGCAAUCUGCCGUUCUGGGAUUGGAAGCUCUGCACAAUCAUACAGUGUCUUUGAGUCAGUCACCUCCUGAUAAGAAAGAUUCAAGGCAAAGUCAUACCCAAUUCAAUCUUCCAAGUAUGGUGACAUCCAAGAAUAAAAUCAAGACGAGUCCAACCACGCUAAGCACGAAACAACAGCAUGAUGUGGAGAAAUCCCUGGAUAGGCUAUUGGACUCGUAUAAACAGCAGAUGCUACAGUUUAUGGUGUAUAUGAGAAGUCCUGAAUACCUCAAGCUUUUAUACAUGCAGCUAGACCAAGAAAAGAUUCGAAAGGAUCAGCUUGGAGCAAGACAAGAGCAACUGGAGAAACAGAUUGAUCAUCUGAGACAGGACAGCAUGAAACUACUAAAUGUACGUCUAGAUGAGCUUGGUAUCGAAGCUAAGACGCCGGCGGAGCUAGUAGAGAAGUCAAAGGAGAUUGUUGGAAAGCGCAGAGAGGUGCAGCUUCAAUGUGAGGCUUUGCAGAACCAAAUCUUAACUAUAGAAACAGCUAAUCAGAAAUUGGUGCAGGAGAGUCAGCAAGAAGUGCUGAGUCAUUCUAAUCCAACAUCGCUAAUCACUGAGCAGAUUAUACAAGAAUACAAUCAACAGAAACAUCUCCGUAAAGAAUUGGAGAAGUUGGAGUCUGAGGUUCAUAAACUAGAGAAGAUGUCAGUUACUCCAGGGGAUAAUCAUCUAUUUGUCCAAACCAAGCGAGGUGUGAAGCGGAAUUGUGGCAGUCCUGCAGGUCUAGUUAAUGGUAACUAUGAGCAUCGUAGAAAUAACAGCUUGAGCCCAGGAUGUGCCAAGGGGGUCAGCUCUGAGAGUCCAUCCCCCACUGCACCAGUCACCAAAAUACUGCCACCCAAUCUGUCUCCACGCUCUGCUGCCCUCGCCGCCGGAAUGCAAGACUACGCGCAUCUAUCCCCCGGUAAAGCAGCCCUCCAUCGUAGACUCUCUGGGUAUGAACUUAUCACGAAGGAGUCACCCAAUAAACUGGGUCUGACGCAGAGUAGCAAUGAAAAGGAACCAGUUGUGAAUUCUGAUGUCAAAGGAAAAGGCGCUAACGGGAAGGACAAGAUCCAGGGAGGUUUUGCAAUCCUUGCUGGUCUACCGGACCCAGCAUCGACACAGAGAGUUGGAAUGGACGGAAUGAAAGAGGGCGGUGUUCUCAAUAAGGGCAGUGUGGCCAACGAGCCACCAGUUGUAUCUAAAAGCCAGCGUGACGUCGGACAUUCCCACCUUGGGCAAGCAAUUCCUUCCAUGAUGGCAAGUAAUGCCAUGGUAACAUCAGUCAUUACAUCAGUGGGACUCGCUGGAACACUCCAAAAGACCCCGCCCACAGUUCAGACCUCCCAGACCACGCCGCCAAUGGCUCUGAUCAGCCCGCUUGACAUCAAGCAUCGUGGUUUCUUCAACUUGCUAACUACGAGCCAGGUGAAUAAGGCAAUGGACACAAGCAUGGCAUCACUGGAUGCUCCCCUCAGUCCAAUGAAUGUUACUUUAUACCCCAGUGAGCCUAGUCAAGAACACAUGCCUACCAGCAGUACUGCAACCAUAACUACCUCACAGAACACUUUGACAACUUCCAGCGGGGUGGCUGACUUCACAACCUCCACCCCGGUGCUGAAAUCAACAGUUGCAGGGAAACCUCAGCUGUUGUCUACUUGUACAAAUCCGUCCGCUGCACAGCUGUCUUCGAAAUCGGUUAUGACUACAGCCGUCUUGCCGCAGCCACAGCCACAGCAGCAGCAGCAGCAGCAGCUUGUCAAACCCAAGAAGAGUCGUAAGCGAGCUUCAACUACCACAGUGACCACUCACAUUCCAGCCAAGUUGACCACCACAUCAAGACAGAGAAGUCUUGAAACCCAAGACAGCAUCAUGACGAUGUUGAGCAAUGUCAACCAGCCGCUGCGCAUCAGUGCAAUUCCCUCCCCAGAGGGUAAAAUGUCAUCCUUGGAUCGAUCCAUAGGGCAGACGACACAAAGAGGAAGAGCCAGAUCAACUUCAAGACCUAUACCAAAGAAUAAGUUGUGUAAGGCGAUUAUUCCCCCAAACAAUGCUGCAUCAGUAACUGCUGAAAGAUCCAUCUGUAAGACACCAGACCCUUCAAAAGAACAAAGUAAAGAGAGACUUCCUUCUCCUGUAUCUCCAGAGCCAUCAAGACCUAAGAUCAAGGAGUCGCCAAACAGCAAGAAGCUUCAAGCUAAGAUCAACAGUGGUUUUGAGUCUCUUGCUGCUUUUGCAUCCACCGAGCUAGACCGUAGCAAGCAAAUCCGUCGUCAGAGUGCUGGGAACAGCCCGGAGAACCAAGGCCGGAGAGAUGCUUCAAAGAGUCCUCUUGGCGCAGGAGGACGCUCACCCCAUGUACCUCAGGUAGCAAGCCCAGAAGGGACUAUGGAGAGUUAUAAGAACCAGAAGAAGGGUAGUUCAGUCAGCUUUGGAGGGGAGGAUAUCCAGAAGGCUGGCGGCACUCCAAUGAUUGCUUUGACUUCCCACUUGGGACCCAGCGUCCCUUCCUCUCAGAACAGUGUGGUAUCUUUGAAUCACUCUGCAAAAGUGCAAUCACUACCUAAUGCUGCAGAUGGUGUGAGGUUUGGAGAGACUGAACGACGUCUUAUUGAGGACAUUGAUGACGACGAUGAUGUACACAUCGACGUGGAGGAAACAGACUCCAUGCAGGAGCUCCUUAAACCAAGGACUCCAGGAUGGAGACGUAUGGCAGAUGAGGAGGCUCUCCAAUAUAUUGAUGAGGAAAAAGAAGAAGAGUUACCUCCUCAGCCAGAGAAGCCGGUGAUCCUGGUAGAGAAGACUCCUUCAAAUGUGGCUAAGACAGAGGCAGCAGUCCCUUCGCCUACUCAGACCAGACAUCCACAGAGCAACUUGUUAAGUCUCUCUGCUUCCACUCAGGGUAUGUCAUCAUCACAAGUAAGCAAUAACAAUCGGUCUGUGAAUACCACUGCACCAAGCCAAGGACCGCAGUACAACCAGGCAAACAUAGCCAGACAGUAUGCCGCUCAGCAUCAAAGGUUAGCUGGGAUGAUGGGAGCCGUAACUGGGCAAGGAUCUAUAUCUGGGCAAGGUGUACCACCUUUGCCUGCCAGACCAUCACAGCAGUCUGCGCCUGCCAGACCAUCACAGCAGUCUGCGCCUGUCAGACCAUCACAGCAGUCAGCGCCUGCCAGACCAUCGCAGCAGUCUGCGCCUGCCAGACCAUCACAGCAGUCAGCGCCUGCCAGACCAUCGCAGCAGUCCGCGCCUGCCAGACCAUCGCAGAAGUCAGCGCCUGCCAGACCAUCACAGCAGUCUGCGCCUGCCAGACCAUCGCAACAGUCAGCGCCUGCCAGACCAUCACAGCAGUCUGCGCCUGCCAGACCAUCACAGCAGUCUGCGCCUGCCAGACCAUCACAGCAGUCUGCGCCCGCCAGACCAUCACAGCAGUUUGCGCCCGCCAGACCAUCACAGCAGUCAGCGCCUGCCAGAACAACACAGCAGUCUGUGCCUCAGCAUGCAGCAGGACAACCCAAGUUUGUCCAGAUGUCUGGCAGCAGUCCCACCAUGCCGAUUGGUAAUCGAUCUUUAGCAGCCAUCACCUCAACUGUAAGCCAGACUAGCACGGCUAACUCGAUCACCAACAGUAUUGUCGAAGUGGCCCCUGCCGAUCAGUUCCAUAAGAAGUUCUCCCGCAAGGAGGGGCGUAAAUUCGGAAAGCUUUGGCUUCAGCAUCAACUGAAUCCAAAUAAUGAUCCAAAGAUUAAUGCUCCGAGUGUAACCCAGGGUAACUCAUCUGAUAUUGGACCUCAAGCUGUAAGGACAGACAAUCAGCUUGUUGACCAUAAAUGGAAGAGACAGCACCACAUGAAUGCUAACUAUAACUCACAAGCAAACUUUACACCAAAGUCAUCCAUGAAUCACCAGCAUCAACCUGGGGCAUCGAUGCAACACACGGCCCCAGGAAACACGUCCAAACAUCUACGGUCAAACCAGAGUCAUCAACACUCGGGUUACAACGUGACUUCGGCUGCUACUCAGAAACUCUCUCAUCCUCAGCUUACUGGGGAUUGGAAAAUGAGCAACAAGCAGUAUGCGCCAAACUGGGAAGGCAAGUUUGCAGCUGAGAGUAAUAUCACCACUCCGGCAGCCGGUAAUUCUUGCCAACGUGGUGGUACUAGACAGGAAGGGAGGGUCAAUACUCCGUAUAUUGAGCUCAAAUCACAGCAUCAGAGGAAUGGGCCACCCCAGCAUGGAGCAGUACAAUCAGUACAGUAUAAAGGUGCCGGAGAUGCAAACCUUAACUCUAAAGUGAAACACGUGGCUGUGAAUGAACCUGAAGAGGUGUCACCGACUCUCAAGUCAUGUUCUCAGAACAGUGCUACUGCUAGUUACCUCAACAAUGCCUCAUUAUUCUCCAAUACACCACACUACAGUAACACACUGCAGCAGCAACAGCAGCCUGCUCAGCAGACUCCAUAUAAUCACAUCCAGAGUCUUCCAAACCGUGCUGGGAUACCUUUGCAAAAUGCCCGCUCAAACUUCAACCACACCCCAUCGCCAACCUCCCCGAAUCAUUUUAGGCCCCCUUACCCAAGUCCCCCUGCCCCUCACCAGAAUAGAAUGAUGUCAAAAGGGUCGACACCACCGCUGACUUCACCAACUGAACAACCACCCCCUCCUCCACCACCUCCCCCUAGGAAUGACAAAACCACGCCUCCCCCUCCUCCCCCUGGCAGACCACUACCACCACGCAUCAACAACAUGCGACCUGGUAUGCCCAUCUCCCCGGGAUUCUCCAUGCUAACACCGUAUCCAAUGCCUACUCGGCCAGAAAUAGGAAUACCUACGUACCUACACUCUUCAUACCCACACCCACAGGCUAACCUAGCUGGGUUCACCGCACCUAAUGCCACGCCCGGUUAUGUCAUGCAGUAUGGGACCACGCCCAGAUGAAUAACAAACACAGAUUCGUCUGAGAUUCUCUCGGUGCAGACACACUGUGUGAGUGUUUCCAGGAUGGUACGACCUAAAAUCAGCACCAGUAAUACCUCGGUGAGAAUAAGCCUUGAGUUCAGUUUGUGAGGGGUUGAGAAUAAGGGGUGUGGCUAAGGGGGAGGAGAGAUGUCAAAACUUACUGAGUGCAACGCUUAUAAAUAGUUGGCAUUCAUUAAUGUGACAGGGUGUGUUUCUGUACCAGAGUACGUACACGUAUAGCAAUUGUAAUGAUUUUUCAAACUGCCAAAUUGAGAAGACAAAAGAUACCAAUUAUAUUUCAUUACUUGUAGAAUGUGUCUAGAGAGUCAUGGAUGGUGUAUUUUGUUAUAAAGAAUUGUAGAUAGAGUAAAAGAACAAUACCGUUACAUGUGAAUACUCCCAGUAUUCGCUUGCUGCAUCAAAAACAGACAACGAUCUGAAAAGUUGUAUUUUCACACAUUUUCUUUUUUGAGAGGUUUUGUUGGGAUUUAGUGAAUUUCCUUCAUUUUGUUAGUUUUGGGAAAUGGCAGUACCUCUUACUGAUAGUACGGAAUGAUUGUACUGAAACUGAACUUUGUCUCCUACUUCCGCUGAAAUUUGCUGAGCCCUAGAAAACCUGCUCAGCAGAAAUGGGUACCAGCCAAAAUACCAUGUGAAAUAUAUUGGCUUUGGCUGGUUACCCAGUUUCCUGAGGCCCUACUUCAGGAUGAGUCUUUCGUCAGAAUGUUUUCCCCAAAAUCUUGCAAAUCUUCUCAGAUGACUUCUCAUAACGAUAUUGUUGAUGAUCUGUUCAUCGCGCACUUUGAGGCACAAGAGCGCCCUCUAUAAUAUGUCUCGCCUUAUUGUGUCACUGCCGUCACUAUUUCUAUAAAAAAAUUAACACCAAAUAAAUUAUUUUAAAAGAUGUAAAUUGUUUUCUCUACAUAGGGAAGAAAAAGCAAAUUCUUAGAUUGGUCACAAAUUAUUUUUUGAAAAGAGUUAUAUAAAAUGACAAAUGUUUAAUAAUGAAAUAGUAAAAAUUUAGAAAAUGUAAAGAAACAACAACCUUGACUUUGUACAGACAAUUCAAUCUUAGUGAGUACAGUGUAAGUCUGAAACAACUUCUUAAGAAACAAAAUACAGCGCAAGAUCUCGACCAUAUUUUUGCUUGUGUAAUAUUGUCAGCCAAGGCUGCAAGAACAACCUUGCUUAGAACAUUUUGCAAGAACGUUUUGCUUAAAAUGUUUGCUUUGCUUCACAAAUCAUAUAAGAAUUCCAACAGAAUCCUUAUAAAACUUCAAGAAGUCUUGCAAGAUUGAUUGUUCUCUGUGGUUCUAUAAUGCAAUGCUUUGCCACUUCUUUAGUUUCUACUUGUGAAGCCGAUGAGUUGACGUUAAAAAAUGCUGAUAUAUAUGAAGUACUUGUGUUCAUAAUGAUUACUACAGCUGCAUAAACAUAGGCUUGCCUGCAAAAAAUGCAAUUUCGUACGUAUUAAUUAAUAUCAUAUUAAUGGGACCAAACCUUCAGUAGACCUGAGAAGUAAUGUAAAGGAAAGCAGGUCUAUAUUAUUUAUUCCUAUUGUCAAAUUAUAAUAACAGUAGUAUACUGUAACUAUUUUUUGUAUAAAAACAUAAGACAAACUGUAGGGCGUACAAAGUAUGCCCAGUUUUGUUUCCCGAUGCUGAAGUGGGUAGAGUGAGUACAUUUUUAGGUAGAGUAAGCUGUUUGCAGAAUUAUGUUUUUGUUUUUUUUACAAAGUUUGUAAUUUACCGAGAGUAUGUUGUGGUUUGUUUUUUUCUUAAUUAAUUAAUUUUGCAGUGAAUGGCUUUCUGAAUUUUAAGGCCAAGUUUCCACACAAUCUAUCAUGCUGCAUUUUGUAAAUUGUUAAAGUAAGUUUAAGUCUGUUGUAACAGAAGAGAGAAAAAGACUAAUCAUAUCCAUCUUAUUUGUAUUUAAUUUAAAUUAUCCAUUUUUGGGAGUUAAAAAGUUGGACAGUUUACGUAAUUAGAUAGGUUGAUUAAAACAAAAAUGUUGACUGAACUUUUGGGGUAAAUGUUGACCCCCGUCUAUAAGUAAUCGAUAACUAAUUGGUGCAUUUGUGAAUUAUAUCAAUGUUGUGAUAUACAUUUAUUACUCAUUAAUUAGGAAUUAAAAUAAAUAAAUAAAGUAAGUGUGAAAGUUGAUAUUCUUUCUGUUCAGUACUAGAACCAACACUACAUGAAUAUUAAUUAGGUUGGGGUCAAAGGCCAUAGGUCAAAGGCCAUAGGUCAGAUCCCAAGUCUUAUAGAGUUCGAUUGGCUAUAAUACAUGCAGGGUUUUACAUUCUUUCUACCGUCGUUCUAGAAUAUUUAGUGGAAAAUUUUUCCCAAUUAGCGUUGUUUAGCUGUGUCUUUUGUUGGAUUGUUGUGAACGUUUUAGCUUCAAAUUUGAAGAGUUUAGAUUGUAGGUUGCUUGAGCCGUUGUGGAAAGUGGAUCAAAGUUGAAACCCUUGAGUUUAUAAUAAUAAGGUGUUCAGGAAGUUCAUUUUGCAGUCGUGUUUAGAUGACAUCAUCUAUCCACAAAUUUCUAAUAUUCAACUAAUUUUUCUGCUAACAUGGUAGAUUUAAAUGAUAUGCCUUUUGCAUACUCUGGAUAAAUUCAGUCACCUUUUUCUUUCCCAACAAUUGGGAUCUUCGGUCAAAUAAGAAUGCUUAGUUUUGCAGCCAGACACUGUUUUGGUUCUAGUCAUGAACUUUUUCAUGAAAUUUAACAUCUAUUGACAGUUUUUUCUGACUACCAAGCCGGUUUUCAGGGUGGCCAAAACCCACACCCUACUUAAUGCAGGGAUCUUAAAUGUGAAUAAGCCUUAAGGGUUUGUAUAAUGUUGUAGAUUAGCGCCGUCCUGUUCUAUAAAAACACAUAAUGCACCAGAAGUUAGUGAUAAAGUUUGCUAAGACUUGUUGAAAUAAUUAAGUAUUGGCUCCAUAUGCUGCAUAUGAAUUGGUGGAUUUUGCAAUUGUCCUAAUGUGGUGCUAUUGUGUGUCUGUGGAGUAACAGAAUCAAUGCUCCUUAAAUAAAUUAAAAACCAAAGUAUUUCAGAGGUUACAAAUUAAUGCAAUUCCUCUGUCAUUGUAGAUUUGCAGAGAGAAACUGCUUCGUUGUUUUUUCAUAUCGCUGUAAAAUUUAGAACUUAUGACAAUUUUGGACAAGGGCUUGAGGUAUCAGAUGAGCUUGGGGUUUGACAAAGAAACAAUUACUUGAGCGUGGAGUAAAAACCUGCGCCUUCCAUAUUAACGUGUCAGCACUCUACCAACUGAGCCAUGUUUUCUAGUUCAUUGGGAUGCCAGUCAGAAUCUACUCAACCUGUGUGACUGUCGAAUAGCUGGGGAUCACAUUCAGGGAAGCAUCAGCCUAGGGAUCGCAUUAAAGAGGAAGCAACUUCUUACAGGUUGACUGGCUUCUGACUGGCACCCCCAAACAAGUAUAUUGAGAAUAUAGGGAGAUCGCCAAUAUUAGGGCUAGAGCUUGGUUGGUAGAGCACCGGCAUGUUAAUCUGGAGGGCAUUCCUUCAAAUGCAGCUCUUGUCAAUUAUUCUUUGUUCUACCCCAAAUUAAUUUAAUGACCUGAUGGGUAAAUGCUACAUACUUUUAUUUUCGGGAUGGGGGGGGUAAGGGUUGAAGAGUUUUCUUUUUGUUAAUGCCGUUCUGAAACAAUUGACCCAAGGCUGAAAUUUAAAAAAGAAUUUAACUAAUUAACUGUUACUUAAGGACAGUGGACACUAUUGGUAAUUGUCAAAGACUAGUCUUCACAGUUGGUGUAUCUCAACAUAUGCAUA